UCAUACUUUAUCGUACAAUCCAUUGCACGGUAUUUAAUUGUUAGGGAGAAGUGCAAGGCCGCCGCUGCUUUUUCUUCCCGCAUUGUUAUCUCAAUCUGAUGGCUGGAAUUGUCGUCGUGUUUGACUUCGAUAAGACGAUCAUCGACUGCGACAGCGAUAACUGGGUUGUCGAUGACCUUGGAGCCACUCGGCGCUUCGACGAGCUCCUCGAAUCUUUGCCAUGGAACUCUGCCAUUGAUAGGAUGAUGGGGGAACUCCACUCACAAGGGAAAACCAUUGAAGAGAUCUCAAACAGCCUGAAAAAGGCUCCCUUGUCCCCACACACCAUUGCCGCCAUCAAGUCGGCCCAUUCUCUUGGGUGCGAGCUGAGGAUAGUGAGUGAUGCCAAUCUCUUCUUCAUCGAGACCAUUCUCAACCACCAUGGGCUUGUCGGUUAUUUCUCUGAGAUCAAUACAAACCCAGGCUAUGUUGAUGAGAAGGGGAGGCUCAGGAUCUUCCCGUACCAUGACUUCACUACCUCUUCUCAUGGUUGCUGCCUCUGCCCUCCAAACAUGUGCAAGGGUAAGGUCAUUGAGAGAAUCCGAACCUCUGCUUUUGCUGUGGAGAAGAAUCGAUUCAUCUACUUGGGUGAUGGAAAAGGAGACUACUGUCCCUCACUUGAGCUAAAUGAAGGGGACUAUGUGAUGCCAAGGAAGAACUACCCUCUAUGGGAGCUCAUUUGCAAUGACCCUCAGGCUCUGAAAGCUGCGAUCCAUGAAUGGAGUGAUGCAGAAGAACUCAAGACAGUCCUCCUCCGACUCAUCAAUGAUUCAGUCUCGGCCGAUCUCAACAAUGCAGCCCGUUUGCUUUCAGCUGAUUGCAAGUUGCAGACUAUACCGCUUUCCCCACAUGAGCCUUUGCCCAAGGCCCUUCCUGUUCCUCACUAGCCAUGCUUCGACUUGUUUUUCUUUUGAGGGUAAAGGGGGGAAGUGAAGUGCUUCCCUUCAACCUUCAUUAAGUAUGAAGUUAUGUACAAAAUAUAUAUGAGAAGAGGUUAUAAUGCAUUAAUUCAUGUGUGAGUACAGGAGGUUGCAAUGGUUGGACUUGAUCAUCGAAAAUAGAAAGCAAUGGUAAACUACUUAAGUUUGGAUAAAA
Messenger RNA from Elaeis guineensis (African oil palm), 1134 nucleotides. Its product is annotated as inorganic pyrophosphatase 2. NCBI's taxonomy places the organism in Eukaryota, Viridiplantae, Streptophyta, Magnoliopsida, Arecales, Arecaceae. The record is from RefSeq and is a predicted model, not a curated record. Gene Ontology annotation, molecular function: phosphatase activity.